Aspergillus candidus is the source of this 1029-nucleotide messenger RNA. RefSeq lists its product as uncharacterized. The record is from RefSeq and is a predicted model, not a curated record. The transcript has a single exon. Bases 1 to 1029 code for a protein of 342 amino acids. Gene Ontology annotation, biological process: canonical NF-kappaB signal transduction. NCBI's taxonomy places the organism in Eukaryota, Fungi, Ascomycota, Eurotiomycetes, Eurotiales, Aspergillaceae.
AUGGACACAGCAACACCACCCCAAGACCCUGACCCCGCAGUCUCCGAAAAAGAUUCCACCCACCCCACCGCCCGGCCCAAAAAGUUCCGCUUCAAAAGCAGCACCAGCAGCCGCCGCACCCACCCACGCACCUCCUCAGAAGAAGAAAAGCACGCGCGACACCGCGCGCACCGCGCAAAACGCUCCAAACACACCCAUCCACGCUCUCCAUCGCCAGAUUCAGUCUACACCACCAGCAGCCGGUUAUCACCAGGUGCCGCAUUCCGCGAAUCGCUGUUCGACGCGCUGGGCGACGACGAGGGCGCCGCAUACUGGGAGACUGUGUACGGGCAGCCGAUACACACGUACUCGGUGCCGCAGACGCGGGGCCCGGAUGGGGAGCUGGAGCAGAUGGAUGAGGAGGAGUAUGCUGCUUACGUGAGGGCUAGGAUGUGGGAGAGGACGAGGGAGGGGAUGGUUGAGGAGCAGGAGAGGCUGAGGGGGGAGAAGGCGAGGAGGAUUCGGGAGGAGAGGGAGGGGCAGAAGAGGCGGCGGGGACAGGAGGAGAGGGAUGGGUUUGAGAGGGCUGUGGAGGAGAGUUUGGCGAGGGGGAGGGAGAGGAAGAGGGGGAGGGCUUGGGGGGUCGUCUGGAGGAGGUAUUUGGGGUCCUGGGGGGAGGUGGAUCGUGCUGUUGCGGAUGUUGGGGCUGAUUCUGCGAAGGGCGAUAAGGAGGGGGCAGGAGGGGAGGCGACUAAGCUGCGCAAUUUACUGUUUUGGCCGGUUGAGUCUGGGAAGAGGAGGGAUGUCUGUCGCGAGGCGGUCGAGGAGUUCAUGCGCCAUGCACCGGUGCCGACUGGGGUGGAUGCCGGGGGGGUAGAUUCUCGCGAACUGCUGGUGGCUACGCUCAAGGCGGAGCGUGUGCGGUGGCAUCCGGAUAAGAUCCAGCAGCGGUAUGGAGUGCUGGGGAUCGACGAAGCGGUGAUGCGCAGCGUGACGGAGGUAUUCCAGAUCGUGGAUGAGCUGUGGGGGGAGAUGCGCGGACAGUCUUAG